AUGCCUAUCACUACUACAGAACAAGUGCUGAUAAGAAAGUCUUUUCUGCGUCAGGUCGACAUUAUCUAUUCCAGAACUCUUUAUUUACCUGGUCCACCCGCACUGCAUACCACUGAACUCUAUGAAAAUUUUCAGCACUCGAAGAUGCGUACAUGCAUUUUACUUCUUUCUUGCCUACAUCUUUGCUAUGGCUAUAAGUUCCUUGUAUACUCACCCAUUUAUGGUUAUUCUCACACAAAUUUCAUGGGUGCUAUAGCGGAUACACUCACUGAGGCUGGACAUGAUGUG
Cylicostephanus goldi is the source of this 288-nucleotide messenger RNA. The record is from the annotation of a GenBank genome assembly. Lineage: Eukaryota; Metazoa; Nematoda; Chromadorea; Rhabditida; Strongylidae.